Messenger RNA from Poecile atricapillus (Black-capped chickadee), 5058 nucleotides. RefSeq names its product sodium/hydrogen exchanger 9B2-like. Bases 128 to 1750 code for a protein of 540 amino acids. Gene Ontology annotation, molecular function: antiporter activity. Gene Ontology annotation, biological process: proton transmembrane transport. The record is from RefSeq and is a predicted model, not a curated record. NCBI's taxonomy places the organism in Eukaryota, Metazoa, Chordata, Aves, Passeriformes, Paridae. The transcript has 12 exons. Gene Ontology annotation, cellular component: membrane.
UGCGCCGGCAGCGGCGGCGGGGGGAGGAGCCGGAGCGGUUCCCGCGGGCUGUCCCCUCACGGAGCCGGCGGGAGGCUGCGGGCAGCGGGGCCCCGCUCCGGGCCCGCCGUGCCCCAGGUUUGCAACAAUGGUAGAGGAAGAUGUAAAUCACUGUGAAGAUUCUGAACCAUCAGUAUGUGGGAGAAAUGGCAUGAUUCCUAUGCAUGAGCAAAGUGAGCAGGGACCAGCAGCAGAUGCCAAAGGUACUGAUGGGAAUGUACAAACAGAAGAAACUGCUCUCUUGAACCAUUGCACUCAGCAACUUCCAGAACCAACAGCAGGGUCUUCAGUACCUGCAAGAACAUGGAGGCAAAUAUUUGCUUGUCCUCCUCAGGGUUUAAUGGCCCAAGCAGUGACAAAUGUUGCAUUUGUGGUCCUGGUUUGGGCUGUGGUUUGGUCCAUAACUGGGGCUGAGUGUCUCCCAGGUGGAAAUCUCUUUGGAAUUCUGUUUCUUUAUUUCUGUGCUGUCAUCGGAGGUAAAAUUUUUGGAUUCAUUAAAAUACGAACACUACCCCCUCUCCCUGCUCUUCUGGGGAUGCUACUUGCUGGUUUCCUAAUCCGAAAUACCCCAUUCAUCAGUGACUUUGUCCAGAUAAAUCUACGCUGGUCUGCAGCACUGAGGAAUAUUGCUCUUUCCAUUAUCUUGACCCGAGCAGGACUUGGCCUGGAUCCAAAGGCUCUUAAGAAGCUCAAAGCUGUCUGUUUACGGCUUGCUUUCGGACCGUGCCUCUCAGAAACAGGCACAGCUGCUGUCCUUGCCUACUUGCUCCUGCAUUUGCCAUGGCAAUGGGGAUUUAUAUUAGGUUUUGUUCUAGGUGCAGUCUCCCCUGCUGUGGUGGUUCCCUCCAUGCUGAUUUUACAAGCUGGGGGAUAUGGGGUGGAGAAGGGUGUCCCAACUUUGCUAAUGGCAGCUGGCAGCAUUGAUGACAUUCUGGCUAUCACGGGCUUCAACACUUGCCUUGGGAUGGCUUUCUCCUCUGGUUCUACUCUGUACAAUGUGCUCCGUGGAGUGCUGGAGGUUGCUGUUGGCAUAGCAGCUGGGGGAAUUCUGGGAAUGUUUAUUCGAUACUUCCCAAGCCAUGACCAGGCAUCUUUGGCAUGGAAGAGAUCAUAUUUUGUACUUGGACUGUCCAUGUUUGCUGUUUUUGGCAGCAUCCACUUUGGCUUCCCUGGAUCAGGAGGGCUCUGCACAUUAGUCUUAGCUUUUGUUGCAGGUGUGGGAUGGUCUGAUGAAAAGAGGGAAAUAGAAAAAAUUGUGGCAGUUGCAUGGAAUAUCUUUCAACCUUUUCUUUUUGGUUUAAUUGGAGCAGAAGUAUCUGUUACAUCUCUUAGGCCUGAAACUGUUGGGCUCUGUGUUGCUAUAUUAGGCAUUGCCCUAGUUGUGCGAAUCAUAGCAACGUUCCUGAUGGUGUCUUUUGCUGGGUUUGAUUUCAAGGAGAGGCUGUUUGUCUCACUGGCAUGGAUUCCCAAAGCCACUGUCCAGGCUGCAAUAGGUUCUCUUGCCCUGGAUACAGCAAGACGACAUCAAGAUGAGCAACUGGAAAAGUACGGAAUGGAUGUACUGACAGUAGCUUUCUUGGCUAUCUUGAUCACUGCUCCAGUUGGAGCCCUGGUUAUCGGCUUGGCAGGGCCCAGACUUUUGCAGAAGGCUCAGACAAAUAGCAAGGAGGAUGAGGAAGGUGCAGAGGUUGGAGAAGAGGCAGAGGCCUGAACCUUCAUAAGACAGACAACACAGUAGUCUGGUCCUUCAACCCUGACACUUUUGUUGAGUAAAAAUGGCAUGUCUCUAAUCUUGCUGGAGGAACUUGAAACUAUCAGUUACCCCUGCUAUUUUUAAAGCAGCCCUGGUGGAGUUAUAUAAAAUAUUUUUAUGUGAUGAUGGUGCCUUGAGAUGAAAUAGCUGAACAUGCAGUGAAUAAGAUGACCUUGCAGUGAGUCACUGAGAAGUUAGCAGUCAAGAGUUACUUGAAAUGUGUGGGUGGUGAGGCCAGAGAAAGGAUCAGAAUUGUUGAGGCAUGGAGUGGAGUCAUGAGGUAGAAUAUAAACAGAAAAAAAUGGAGACUAGUGUGAAUAACUCCUUGAUGGUUGAAACUGGGCUGUGAGAUGACAAGUUCCAAAACUCAAAGAAAGCAUCUUCCAAGAAAGAGAUUGCUGACAUAGUGAAUAAGUCCUGCUAUGGGUUGGUGAUUCCCUCUCCUUCCUCAUUUGUGUUCUAAAACUUGCCUUUUCCUGUUGCUGUUCUUCCUCACAGCUGAGGCACUCCUUUGUGCCUUCAAGGACUGUCAGCUCUGGUCAUAGCAAGGAACAGCAAGUGGUACUUAGAUGUUCAAAGAGAGAGUUGCGGCCAUCAUAGACUGUGGUAAUAAAGAUGUUGGUGCUGGCAGAAAAAAGGAGAGAACCUGAAAAUGAGAUGAAGGUUGUGGGAUGGCAAUAAGGACUGGGGGAGGGUUGUAUGGGAUUGGGAUGGCUGCUUCUUCACCUCAGCCUUCACACAACAUGAUGUCAAGGGAAAGAUGUAACCCCUGCUGAUCAAAACCCGGCUCUUGCCUUUUAGGUUUGGUACCACUUGGCAGAUAUCAGCAAAUCUACCUGCCUCUGCUACAUUUUAUACAAGUAACUAGCUAAGAGUAAGUUGUUGGUAACUUCAUUCUGAGGCAUGGGGUCAGUAUGGCAUCCCUCAGUAACUGGAAGUUACUUUGUUAUUUUUUGGAAAGGCUAUUAGAUUGUGCCUGUAACUGAGGCAGACAACACCCUCCUGAGAUUUCCACACUACAGUUCACCGAACUCAUUUUACAGGAUACUGUGUAGAAUAUAUUUGAUAAUGUCUAGAUUUUGGCAUUAGUAAGAACUAACGAUUUCUAUUUUAGCUUUUAAAUUUUUAAUAUGCAAAACAAAAAAUGUACAAAAAUACUUUUAACUGCUUAAAUACUUCUGUACUAUUUGCAGUCAUAUGCCAUACAGAUGAGCUGUAUACAGCUCAAUAUGCAUGCCUUUGUAUAAGCCUUACUCUCUAAGCAAAAAGAAAGCUUCCUGAGAUAUACUUAAAUUUCACGGCCUGCAGCUCCAGCACAAUGAUAAAAAUACCAGGAAAUUCUUCGGUAAGUUUUCCCUUAACAGUUGUCAAGUACAUUAUAUUUUUGUAACUAUGCACACUGCUGUUCUCCCUGCAUCCUUGGGAAUGUACCAUCUUUAGUUCAGUUUGUCUCCUAACCUGAAAGGGAGAAGCUUUCACCUGAUGGGUUUGAAGCUGGAGCAGUGGUUAAGGGUGGUGUGCUUGGUUGUUCUUGUGACAUACCUGGACUUCUGUGCCUAUUCUGCCUACUUCACAUGCACUCCUGGUGUCCCCCUGGCCCAGUAUCUUUACUGACGAUCUGGAUGAGGGAAUUGAGUCUACCCUCAGUAAAUCCACAGGUGACACCAAGCUGGGUGGCAGUGUUAAUCUGCUGGAGGGCAGGAAGUCUCUGCAGGGGAUUUGGACUGGCUGGGUCAAUGGGCUGAGACAAUGGAAUGAGGUUGAACGAGGCCAAGUGCUGAGUCCUGCCCUUGGGUGACAGCAGCUGAACAUGAGCCAGCAGUGCCCAGGGGGCCAAGAAGGCCAAGGACAUCCUGGCCUGGAUCAGCAAUGGUGUGGCCAGCAGGAGCAGGGCAGGGAUUGUCCCCUGUACUCGGCACUGGUGAGGCCACACCUCGAGAGCUGUGUCCAGUUCUGGGCCACUCACUACAAGAAAGGCAUUGCAGUGCUGGAGUGUGUCCAGAGAAGGGCAACAGAGCUGGGGAAUGGUCUGGAGCAGAAGUCCUGUGAGGAGCAACUGAGGGAGCUGGGGGUGUUUAGCCUGGAGAAGAGGCAGCUGAGGGGUCACCUGGCUGCUCUACAACUCCUGACAGGAGCAGGUAGCCAGGUGAGGGUCAGCCUCUUCUACCACACAUCCAGUGACAGGAUGAGGAUAGUCUCAAGCUUUGCCAGGCAAGGUUUAAGUUGGACAUUAGGAAGAAUUUCUUUACAGAAAGGGCUGUUAAACAGUGGAAUGGACUGCCCAGGAAGGUGGUAGAGUCAUCUUCCCUGGAGGUGUUUAAGCAAAGACUGGACAUGGCACUGAGAGCCAUGAUCUGGUUGACAGGGUGGUCAUAGGUUGGAUUCAAUAAUAUUAGAAGUCUUUUCCAAACUCAUUGAUUCUAUGAUUUUGUGAAAUACGUGUAGUUUUAAUAGAAGGCUAAGUAUUUGGAAAUUGUAAUGUUGGUUAAACUAACUGACAAGAUGAAGAAAUACAGUGUUCAGUUCAUAUGUAACUGUCUAUAAAAUAGUUCUACCCAAGUAAAACACAGGAGUGUUACAGGAGUUCACUUUUUUGUAAAGUUUUUAUAAAAGUAGAACCCUUCCAUAGGGAUCACUAUGCCAAAUUUGGAAUGUGUUCAGUAACAGAAGUGUUAUGCUGUAAGGGUUACAGGCCUUUAAAUUUGGACACAACCUUAAGUAUGAAAGCAAACCUCUGAUGAAGAGCUCUGUUUGUGAUAGCCUCUAAUACUUCCUCAUCAGCUAAACAGCAUCUCAUAAAUGGGAUUUACUUGUUCCAUUAACCUCAGUGCACUCUCAGUUAUACAUUACAUCACGUCCACAAUUCUGAGUGCUUGAAUAAGCUAUACCAAUGAAACUUGUCAUCUUUUUUGCUAAUCUAAGUGAGAUUUAAUAAAUUUUUAUUUCCUUGCCAUUUUACGUGGGUAUUUCUCAUGAGACCCCUUUUCCCCAGCUUUUAUUAAAUCUUCAAAAAGUAUAAGGUCAGAGCUAUUACAAAGACCUGCAGAUCUAAAAUUAAAUGCUUUAAUGCUUUAUAAUCUUCCCUCUCCUUUUCUUCCAGAAAGAAAGAAAACACUUGCAUCUUUUCAUUAAAUGAUCAGAACUAAGAACUUAAGAGACUGGGCUUUUUCAGUAUCAUAACAAUUUCAGCUGCUUUUAAAUAGCAACUAAUUUGAGAGAUUAGAUUUCAGUUUUCAUCAGAGUACAGGUGAAGCAUGACAUUAAAG